AUGGAGUUUCAAGAGGAUCUGCCGAGCUCGCCGGGACAGCAUUCGCAGCCAACGAUGUGUAAACCCUACGUUCUGCACGAAACCCUAACUGGCCACAAGCGCUCCGUCUCCUCCGUCAAGAUCUCGCCCGACGGCUCCCUCAUCGCAUCCGCCUCUGCUGACAAAACGAUCCGCCUGUGGUCCACCUCCGAUUUCUCCCUCCGCGCUGAGCUCUCCGACCACGAGGAGGGCAUCUCCGACGUUUCAUUCUCCUCUGACUCGCGCUACGUCUGCUCCGCCUCUGACGAUCGCACCGUCCGCGUCUGGGACGUUCAAACCGGCUCGCGCAUAAAGACCUUCGUCGGCCACACUAACUAUGUCUUUUGUGCCUCCUUCAAUCCGCAAUCGAACAUGGUUGCCUCGGGGUCGUUCGAUGAGACCGUUCGCGUUUGGGACGUCAAAACGGGGAAAUGCCUGCGAGUGCUCCCUGCGCACUCCGACCCAGUAACGGCCGUCGACUUCAAUCGGGACGGGACCCUGAUUGUGUCUAGCAGCUACGAUGGUUUAUGCCGGGUGUGGGAUGCAUCAACGGGGCAAUGCAUGAAGACAAUAAUUGAUGAUGAGAACCCCCCGGUUGCCUUUGUGAAGUUUUCGCCGAAUGGAAAGUUUGUACUUACAGCGACACUCGACAGUACAAUAGUAAGUAUAUCCAUAUUGACCUAGUCUGUCUACUUCUCUGCAUACUUCUCCAGUAUUGAGUAUGAAAUUCAUUCUUAUUUGCCUAAAGCUCGUAUUUCUCUGUCGUAGUCGAAAUUCUUCCUCAAACAUUAUUUUCUCCUCGUUGUUUUGUCGGUAGCUGUAAAUAUUGAAUUCUCGAUAACUCUUGAGAGAGAGAGAAAUGGUUGAUUUCUUUGCUAGACUGGGACAGUGAAAUUUCAGGAAAGAGUGCACAGAAUGUACCUUAAUUUAGAAAUCCUCAGUAUUCAUACAGUGUUGGUUUAAGGAGGUCAGACCGCAUGCGUUCGUUGGGGUCCUUUCAUCCACCAAGCAUGCAACAUUGACGCUUCUAGACGCAUCUUGAUUCCUCAUAAAAAGCUGAAUCCAGUUUUUUUAACUAUUGUAGCAAACUGAGAGUUUGUCCUAAUAGUCUGAAGAUUAAACUGCAUGCUGCUCAUUGGUAACUCUGCAUGAGUGCCAAAGUCUUAGUUUUACUAUGCAUAAUGAAAUUCUGCGACGGUUUAAUUUCUUUGUCACCACAUUUGUAUAGGGGCGAAGGUAUAAAUGUUAUUUGUGUUUCUGAACUAUGCAUAAUUUUUGGCGUCAUACGUUUUCCUCCAAAAAUACAGUUCCAUUUUUUUUCUCAUUUCCUUUUGAUGAAUGCUUGUAAAGUCCCACUUCUUUUUUUAGCAGUGGCCUUUACUAUGGGAGGAAGAGCCUUAAAAACGUUGGUCUUAGAUCUCGAUUCCAUGCUGAACCUACAUAAUUUCUCUGUCCAUCCACUACAGUGAUUACUUGGUGACUAAACAUGAUUGUUGUUGCGAUAUGGGCUUAAGGGGCAAACCCAAAACUCGAGCCAGCUUGUGCGUAUGCCUUUUAUUAAGGUUUUUUCAAGUUUAUCCUUCACAUUUUAAAACCCAGAGUAAAGGAUAUUUUUUAGUCUUCCCGCAAUUUUAGGGUUUUUUUAAGUAGCUAAAUUUCAGCGGAUGCUUGAGACAUCUAUACUAUCAUUAGACUCGGAGUUCAUUUUUCAUUUCUUACCAGAAAUCUAGAGUUGUUAGUUGAAAGGUUUGUCUUUGGGUUUGAUGUUAAAAGUUUUGAGCUUAGGUAACACCUCAGGAAGUUUAUACAUCAGCUGUCCAAAUAGGUUGGGCUGAAAGUUUUCUUUUUUUAGAUUCUUGUGAAAAAUAUUUCUCUUUUAAAAUGGACCUUCCUUAUCUGUUAUGGACAAUGUGUAAAUCAAAAUGUUUAGUGAUUUAACUGAGGGACAAGGGAUUGCUUGUUAUAAACACUGUUAGAGAAUGAAGCAGAGAGUUUUUUCUAUUCUUGGUAUGGGAAAAAGGUAAAAUGACAAUUGGUUGGCUGGCCAGUAGAACUUGUUACUAAUUGUUACCUAAGUAGAAUUUGUUUGCUAGUUAGUUCGACUAUUUCCAUCCUGCAUCACCUUGCUCAUGUUUUCAUGGACACACUACUAGUAUGCUACUCCUUUAUCAUCAUAGUUCGGGUUGCUUUAUCAUAAUAGACAUAUACGUUUGCCAUCGUAAUUUUUUCAUAUAUGAAUUCUUAAACAACGUUAAUAUAUAAAUAUAUAUAGAUAUAUAUAUAUAUAUAUAUAUUCAUCGGCUGCAAAGUGAUUGGAAGACUGAACUCUUGGGAAACCAACACUGAUUUUUGCUUCAGGAUAUAUGAAUUAAGCUAAGUUUAGCAGCCAACACAAUAAAGCAUAAUUGUCUGAGAUGCUUUGACCAUGUUGUUAAUUAACUUCAUGGUCAUCAUUGCCAUGCUUUUAUGUUGACAGUCAAAUGCUUAGUCAUCAUUUCCUCGCCACUAAUAUCAACCCUCUCCAUGUCAACAUUGAGCCGGCCUGCUGAGCUUAAUUGCAUUUUAGGCAAGAUUGAUGCAUCAUCUUGCAAUGCCUUACUAAGAUUUUCUCCUGCAAAUUGGUAAUUCCCCUGUUUUAUUUUCUGUGGUAUAAUCCAAUUUUCAUUCCAACAGAGGACUAUACAGGACACAGCGAAGGAUACAUAUCAUCACCGGCAGAAAUUAUCCAUUAGCCAUUUUGUUAAUCAGGAACUCUAUUCUCAAUGGGGGGGUAACGAAAUGAGCUUGUGCUCGUUCUUCUUCUCCCAUUUUGAAUUUUGAGAGAAAAUCGGCCGAAAAUAGGAAAGGUUUUUGGAUAAAAGAAGGUGGGGAUUACCUAACCUUGGUUACUAUCUCAUUGCUUCCAUCUUGUCCAUUUAUGCCCGAUCUCACUCGAUUUCAGCUUUUGUAACAGCUGGUAUUUAGUCCACUUCUAACCGGCUGAUUAAAUCUUGGGAAAAAAGCUCUGUCGAUUCUGCAAUCCAGCCCUAAUGGUCGAUUAAAUUCUUCUUGUCCUAGCCGACGGGCGAAUCUUUUAUGCCGGUUAUUCCCCAACAUUUUAUGUGCCACCUUCGUUGACUUUUUAUAUAUCAUGUAUGUCAUCUCAGCAUAUAUGAUUUUAUUUCGCUUCAUCCAUCACAGGAAAGCAAUGGUAGAACCCGACUGCCCAUCACAUUCACCAAGCUUUUUUUCCCAUCCAAGAUUUAUUUAUUUAUUUAUUUAUUUAUUUAUUUUUCUGAAUGUUCUUAUGAUAUCGUCUUAAAGUGAAGCUCCCCUAGAAGAUUAUUGCCAAGAAUAGCACAUUGUUCAUGUCGAUUUCCUGACGGCUGCAAUCUCCUCCUCGGUUGAGAUUUCUUCUCACGUCGAUUGACACACCUACCGGGCGCCUGUUGCAGAGACUUUGGAACUUCUCGACGGGGAAGUUCCUGAAGACGUACACGGGUCACGUGAACACCAAGUUCUGCAUCCCCGCCGUGUUCUCGGUGACGAACGGCAAGUACGUGGUCAGCGGCUCGGAGGAUAACUGCGUCUAUCUGUGGGAUCUCCAGUCCCGGAAGGUGGCCCAGAAGCUGGAAGGCCACGUGGACACCGUCGUCGCCGUCGCCUGCCACCCCACCCGCAACAUGAUCGUCUCCGGCGCCCUAGAGAACGACAGAUCCGUCAAGGUCUGGGUCCAGUCAGAGGCUGCGGCCCAGAAGGAGAGUUGA
This is a messenger RNA of Spirodela intermedia, 3764 nucleotides long. The record is from the annotation of a GenBank genome assembly. Lineage: Eukaryota; Viridiplantae; Streptophyta; Magnoliopsida; Alismatales; Araceae.